This is a messenger RNA of Postia placenta MAD-698-R-SB12, 1626 nucleotides long. RefSeq lists its product as hypothetical. The record is from RefSeq and is a predicted model, not a curated record. NCBI's taxonomy places the organism in Eukaryota, Fungi, Basidiomycota, Agaricomycetes, Polyporales, Adustoporiaceae. The transcript has 10 exons. Gene Ontology annotation, molecular function: RNA polymerase II C-terminal domain phosphoserine binding; DNA binding. The coding region runs from base 1 to 1626 and encodes 541 amino acids. Gene Ontology annotation, cellular component: Cdc73/Paf1 complex.
AUGUCUGACUCUGAGGGAGAUAUUGACGAUGAGCUCCUUGAACUUGCUGGAGCGACCGAGCGCAAGCGCAAGAAACGCCAGGCUGAGGGCUCGAAGUCCUCAAAGCGCCGUAAAGCGAGUUCGGAUGACGAAGACUCUGAUGCAGAACAACCAGAAAGUGAGGAAGAGGAUGCUGAGGCAAAUCCGUACCCGCUGGAAGGGAAGUAUGUGGACGAAUUAGACAGACAACGAUUACUGGAGCUUCCUGAGAUUGAGCGUGAGGACAUCCUUGCCGAGCGCCAGGAAGAAAUGCAGCGAAUACAGGAUAAGCGCAAUCUAGACCAGAUGCUGAAGGCACAAAGUGGCCGGGGCGAUGAUACCGUUUCCAAAGCUGCAAAACGGCAACAUGCCCAACGAGGCGCUACAAAAGAGAAGACGCGCAAGUUGGAUGAAUUGAAGGCGAAGAGGAGGGCAAAAGACGAGAAGAAGCGUACGAGAGGCAGCUCGCCGAAGCGGGAGAUGUCCUCUUCACCUGUAGACAUGGAGAUGUCAGACGAAGAAGAGGAAGAUGGACAGAUUUCAAAGUAUGAGGAACAAGAGGAGAAGGAGCGAAAAUUGUACGACAGAUACGACAAACCGAAGACGGACAAGGACCCUGAGGAACCUGCGACUCUCGAAGCUUUAGAGCGAUGUCGGGUAUCUCGAGAUAUGAUUGCCCGGUAUUGCAUGGCGCCUUGGUUUGAAGAGUUCCUCAAAGGCGCAUGGGUCCGAUUCCUCAUUGGCAAUGAAGAGGAUGGCCAGGCUGUAUAUCGCAUUUGUGAGGUCACCGGCAUUGGCCAGGCACCCAGGCCUUACAAACUGAACGACAAACUGUACAACAAGGACUUUCACCUCAAGCAUGGGCAGUCGUUAAAGAACUUCUUGAUGGAUAAGGUAUCCAACUCGCCUUUCAUAUCGAAAGAGUUUGACCGUUUGACGAGGACAUGCGAGCUGGAGCGGGUCAAACUCCCUUCGAGGCUCCAGCUCGAGAAGAAAGCUGCACAGUUGGAGAAGUUCAUCAAAACGCCCAUGACAGAGAGUGAUAUCGCUGCGAUGCUCCUGGCACGCAAGAACAUGAUGGGUUCCCUGUCAAAGACGCAACAAACAUCCACAUCAAUCACGAUGGAGCGUUCACGGCUGGUGUCGCAACGCACGCUUGCCACGCGGCGGCAAGACUGGGCAGAGGUCAAGUUGAUAGACGAGAAGUUGGCAGAGCUCGCCGCCACGGCGCCUGUCCGGGUGUCUAACGAGACACGCCAGGACAUUUUAGCGAAGGUCAACGAACGCAACCGCAAGGCGAAUCUCGAGGCCGUCCGCAAGGCGGAGACGGCCGAAGCCGAACGAAAACGACGCGAACGCAAGCUUCUUGCCGCGGGCGGCGGCACGCCGCGCUCGUCAACGCCUGCGGACCCCGCGGCACGGCUCAAGGCGAAUCUGCUCAGUUCAAGACCUGGAACACCCGGCACGCCCUUCCUGCAAGCAGACACCUCGACGCCGCGGUCGAUAUCACCAUUACCUCCGGACGGGUCACCCAAGGCGCCCGAGGCCGCGGGCAGUUUCGAGGCGUCGAUCAUGCAGUCCGUGGAGAUCGACCUAGGCGACUUCUAG